AUGAGUGAAGACAAUAACGAAAUCCCUUGUUAUAUUCCAAAAGAUAAAAGAAAAGUUCCAGAAAAAAGAAAUCAAAUUUCAUUUGCCCCACCUCCUAAACGUGAAUUAUUACCAGUAGAAUUUGAUUGUAAAUUAAAUAAAGAAGAAUUAGAACAAAUUAGAGAACAUUAUAGAGGUAAUAAUAAAGAAAGUAAUACUGUUAUCAAACCAAGUGAAAAAUUUAAAGUUAUGAAAAUUAACGAUUUGUUAAUGACAAAAGAAGAAGAAGAUACAACAACUGACCUAAAUGAUUUGUAUAAUAAUCCUAUUGAUUUUCAACCAUUAUUUGGUCGUGGAAAUUGUGGUGGAUUAGAUAUAGUUAUUAAGUCAAAUACAAUUAAUCUUACUAAAGGAGAAAGUCAAAAUGGAUUAAAUACAUUAAAUAAAAUUAAAACCAAACCACUUAAUCAAAUGAAUGAAAAUGAUUGGAGAAUUAUAAGGGAAAAUUUAAAUAUCUUUGUCAAUAACAAUGAAGUAAUUAAACCAUUAAGAAAAUGGGAUGAUAUGAAUGUAUGUGAUAAUUUAUUACAACUUAUUAAAAAUACAUAUGAAACUCCAACUCCUAUUCAAUGUGCAUCAAUCCCAAUUGCAUUAAAAAUGCGAGAUUUAAUCGCAUUAGCAGAAACAGGAACUGGAAAGACUUUUGCUUAUCUUAUUCCAUUGAUUCAAUUUGUUUUAAAACUUCCAAAACUAACAGAAGAGACUUCUGCAAGUGGGCCUUACGCUUUAAUCUUAGCUCCAACUAGAGAACUUGCACUUCAAAUACAACAAGAAACACUUAAGUUAGCAACACCAUUUGGAUUAAGAGUGUGUUGUUGUAUUGGUGGAGAAUCAAUUCAACCACAAAUUGAAGAACUGUCUAAUGGAGCUGAAAUUGUUGUAGCUGCACCUGGAAGAUUAAAAGAUUUAUUGAGCCAGUCAUAUUUAGUUUUAGGUCAAUGUUACUUUGUUGUUUUAGAUGAGGCAGAUAAAAUGAUUGAUUUGGGUCUUGAUGUUCAAGUGAGAUAUAUUUUUUCAGAACUUCCAUCUGUAAAAGAUGGUUCAACAGAAGAAAUAAUUUCGAUGGAAAAAGAAAAUGCUAGUGGCAAUCCAUCAACAAGAACAACUUUCAUGUAUUCUGCUACAAUGCCAAGCACUCUUGAAAAAAUAACUACUGAAUAUUUAAGAAGACCAAUAACAAUUUCUAUUGGCAAAACAGGGAAUGUUGCAGAGAAUGUGAAGCAAAAUGUGGUGUGGGUUGAAGAUAAUAUGAAGAAAAGAAAGUUAGUUCAAGUCAUUAAAUCAAGUUCACCUCCAACAAUAGUUUUUGUUAAUCAACAAAAAACUGUUGAAGAAAUAUGUCUAUUAUUAGAAAAAGAAAAAAUAAAUUGUGUUGGCAUUCAUGGUGGAAAAAGACAAAUAGAAAGGACUGAUGCGUUAGAAGGAUUUAAAAGAAAGAAAUAUCCAGUGAUGGUAGCUACAAAUGUCUUAUCACGUGGAAUUGAUAUUGAAAGCGUAGCAAAUGUUAUAAAUUAUGAAAUGCCACAAAAAAUUGAAGAAUAUACACAUAGAGUAGGAAGAACUGGAAGAGCAGGGAAAGGGGGAAAUGCAAUCACAUUUAUAAAUGAAAAUGAUGGAAAGGAAGUUUUAAAUCAAUUGAGACAAAUUUUAGUUCAAAGUAGAAAUUCAAUUCCCAAAGAACUUGACUCUUUCUUAAAAAAGAAUGAAAUAAUUUAUUAA
This is a messenger RNA of Entamoeba dispar SAW760, 1758 nucleotides long. RefSeq names its product DEAD box ATP-dependent RNA helicase, putative. The record is from RefSeq and is a predicted model, not a curated record. The transcript has a single exon. Gene Ontology annotation, cellular component: catalytic step 2 spliceosome. NCBI's taxonomy places the organism in Eukaryota, Evosea, Mastigamoebida, Endamoebidae. Gene Ontology annotation, biological process: mRNA splicing, via spliceosome. The coding region runs from base 1 to 1758 and encodes 585 amino acids. Gene Ontology annotation, molecular function: RNA helicase activity; ATP binding; RNA binding.